AAUAUCAAUAAAAUUGACGUAACCUCGCAAAGACAGUCAGAUUGUGUCAAGCUAAAAAAAUAAAUUUGACAUAGAUAAACAAAUCAAAACAAAAUAAUUAAUUUAAAUGUUAUUAAUAAAUACUAAAAUAAGUACCAAUGAAGUGAAUUAUUUUUUAUUUUCACGUAAGAACGUAAAUGACAAAACAAACUUUAAAAUGAGUGCACACAAAUUUUGUGGUGCCUUUUUAAAACUGGCAUUUAUUUAAUAUGUUUUUUUUUUAUAACUAUAUGUAUAUUGUUUACUUUAAUACUCAAAAAUAGUUGCUAUUGAUGUAAGCAUGUCAAUAACUUGUGGGAGUAUAGUACGUCUUUUUCGUCGCAGGAUAGUACUUGCUUUAAUAUUUGGUCUCUCACUGACUUACUGUGCAAUAUCAUUAUUAUCAUCUCACGAUAAAAUGGGAGUAUCAAAAGUUCAAUUUGACGAUAAUGACAAUAUGAUUGUUGACAAUGAAGAUUUACCACUAGACGAUGAUCUAGAUGAUGACACAUCAGGUAAAAAUAUUCCUUGGCCAAUUAUUGUGGGCAAUGAUGACGGUAUAGUUGAUUCUAAUAAUCAACAGCUUGUUAACACUAAUGAAACUGAAAAUGUUACCAAAAACUGCCGUAAUUCUGUUCAGGGAAAAUCAUUGAUAGUAGAUGAGCGAGGAUUUGUUUGUAAACGUCAAGAGCUUCUAUCAACAGGCUGUUGUAAAAAUGAACAAGAAAAAAUAUCAGACAACGGUGAUAAUUCUUUAGUAAAACGCGAAAGAUACAGCUGUGAAACUUGUAACCCGCAAGGAUGCUGCGCUAUCUAUGAAUAUUGCGUUUCAUGCUGUUUACAUCCAGCUAAAAGAAGAUCAAAAAAAGAUUAUCAUGGUGCGUCAGGACGCCACGACAUCUCAAAGUCACGUAAAAUGGAAGAAGCUGUCAAAUUGCGAUUACGCAAUCUCGACCGUUUUCAAUUAUGUCUUGCUGUAUGUCGCACGUCAAGUGCCAGCGUAAGGCAUGAAAAUACAUACAAAGAUCCAGAUUCAAAACAUUGCUACAUAACGUUAUUACCAGCGGGCAAUAAUGUCAAUAAUCAAAAUAAUCAACGUAAUUCAUUACUAAUCAAUCAUAAUAAUAAUAAUAACGACGACAAAGGCGUCAUUACUUCUUUUUCUACAGUUUCAUUAUUUAUCCCAAAUUCAACUAUGUCCUGCGAUUAUCCUUUUUCAUAUAAUACAGACAAUAUAAAGUCGACUCUCGAUAAUUUGAAACUCAAGGGACCAGAGAUAAAUUUCAAAUUAUCAAGAGUUCAAAAUAACAAGUGUUUAAGUAACCACGAGGGGGAGGGGCGACUGAACGAAAUGAGAAUUUGAUCAAAAUUCGUCAUUUAUUAUUUCUAUAUUAU
Messenger RNA from Cotesia glomerata, 1413 nucleotides. RefSeq names its product SREBP regulating gene protein. The transcript is spliced from 4 exons. The coding region runs from base 320 to 1381 and encodes 353 amino acids. Lineage: Eukaryota; Metazoa; Arthropoda; Insecta; Hymenoptera; Braconidae. The record is from RefSeq and is a predicted model, not a curated record. Gene Ontology annotation, biological process: positive regulation of SREBP signaling pathway.